AUGCGUUCUGUGUUCGGCGCCCGUCCGCCCGCCCCGCCCUCUCCGUGCCCGCCAUGGCCCGGAUCCUGGACGCGGCCCGGCACGCGCCCUCCGCCCGCACUGCGCCCUCUGCGGCCGGUGCGGGGACUGCGCCCCCUGCGGGCUGUGCGGCCUCCAUUGGUAGUGCGCCCUCUGCGGGGACUGCGGCCUCCAUUGGAUGAGGUCGGAGCCCCCGGCAUACUAGUUGGAGUUUCCGUAGAUGGAAGAGAAGUCUGGUCAGAAGGUUUGGGCUAUGCCGACGUAGAAAAUCGAGUACCGUGUAAACCAGAGACAGUAAUGCGAAUUGCUAGCAUCAGCAAGUGUCUUACCAUGGUGGCCAUUGCCAAGCUGUGGGAAGAGGGGAAAUUAGAUCUCGAUGCUCCGGUGCAGAAGUAUGUCCCCGAAUUCCCAGAAAAAGAAUAUGAAGGUGACAAGGUUUCUGUUACUACACGAUUACUGAUUUCACACUUAAGUGGAAUUCGUCACUAUGAAAAGGAUAUUAAAAAAGUGAAAGAGGAGAAAGCCCUUAAAGCCUUGAAGGUGAAAGAGACACUGGAAUCCAACCACGAGAGACACUUAAAAGAAAAAGACGACAAAAAAAACGAAAAGAGUGAUCUAGUCCCAGUUAGGUCAGAACAGGAGAAUGAAAGCAAAGGCCGCAAUUCAAAAUCUGGGAAAAAAAAGAAUGAUUUUGAACAAGAUGAAUUGUAUCUAAAAGACAAGUUUGAAAAUACAAUCGAGUCCUUAAGGAUAUUUAAAAAUGAUCCUUUGUUCUUUAAACCAGGUAGUCAGUUUUUGUAUUCAACUUUUGGCUAUACUCUUCUGGGAGCCAUAGUGGAAAGAGCUUCGGGACAGAAAUUUGUGGACUACAUGCAGAAAAUAUUUCAUGACUUGGGAAUGCCAACCACUGUGCAGGAAGAAAACGAGCCCGUGAUUUACAACAGAGCCAGGUUCUACAUGUAUAAUAAAAAGGGACGCCUCGUCAACACGCCUUACGUGGAUAACUCCUACAAGUGGGCCGGUGGUGGCUAUCUGUCUACGGUCGGCGAUCUUCUCAGAUUUGGAAACGCAAUGCUCUACAGUUACCAAGUUGGGAUGUUGAAGAACUCCAACGAGAAACUCCUACCUGGGUACCUCAAGCCUGAAACCAUGAUGAUGAUGUGGACGCCGGUGCCCAACACAGAGAUGUCUUGGGACAGAGAGGGCAAAUAUGCAAUGGCGUGGGGCGUCGUGGAGAAGCAGCAGAGGUACGGUGCAGGCAGGCAACAGCGGCAUUACGCAUCCCAUACUGGAGGCGCGGUGGGAGCAAGCAGCGUUCUGCUGAUCCUCCCGGAAGAACUGGACACAGAGGCUACAGAUAACAAGUUAGCGAUUCCCCCGAAAGGGAUCGUCGUCACCAUCAUUUGUAACAUGCAGUCUGUUGGCCUUAAUAGCACCGCCUUAAAAAUCGCACUGGAAUUUGAUAAAGACAAGGCAGGUGGCUACUUUCGUUAAAGUCGAUCAAAAAACCUUCUUAAAAUGCUCUUAAGAAUACAGGGAGAGGAAAUGGGAAUGAAAGAAUGAUGUACCUAAUGGGUAGGUUUUAUAAACGUCAAAGUAGUGAUUUGUUUUUAAUGCUCAGGGAAGCAACCCGUUUUUAAAUCUUCAGAAACAACAAAUGUUUGAACUACUUUGAAAUAAAAUGCAUUCUGAUAUAUA
This is a messenger RNA of Tachyglossus aculeatus (Australian echidna), 1716 nucleotides long. It is a transcript of the gene LACTB, whose product is annotated as lactamase beta. Bases 1 to 1512 code for a protein of 503 amino acids. NCBI's taxonomy places the organism in Eukaryota, Metazoa, Chordata, Mammalia, Monotremata, Tachyglossidae. The transcript has 7 exons. The record is from RefSeq and is a predicted model, not a curated record.